GAGGUUAGCGCGCGCUGCCAGCUCAAAACCUUCCCUCUGCUGUGAGAGUGGUGUCUGCCUGCUGCGCUCCCGCUAGCUAACAACUCAAAGACUGAACUUUUAGAGCAGUCUCACCAUCUCUGACGGAGUAACGCUACAGGCGACCCACUAAUCUCUUCGUUAUAAUCCACGCAGACUCAAAACUCCACAGCAACCAUGUUCGAGGCUCGCCUGGUGCAGGGAUCCAUCCUGAAGAAGGUGCUGGAGGCUCUGAAGGACUUGAUCACAGAAGCCUGCUGGGACGUCAGCUCGUCCGGUAUCUCCCUGCAGAGCAUGGACUCGUCUCACGUCUCUCUGGUCCAGCUCACCCUGAGACACGACGGCUUCGACUCGUACCGCUGCGACAGAAACCUGGCCAUGGGAGUGAACCUCAGCAGUAUGUCAAAAAUCCUGAAGUGCGCAGGAAAUGAAGACAUCAUCACCCUCCGAGCAGAAGACAAUGCAGACACACUCGCCCUGGUGUUUGAGACGCUCAACCAGGAGAAAGUCUCAGACUACGAGAUGAAGUUGAUGGACCUGGAUGUGGAGCAGCUCGGUAUUCCAGAGCAGGAGUACAGCUGUGUGGUGAAGAUGCCCUCUGGGGAGUUUGCCCGUAUCUGCCGUGACCUGUCCCAGAUCGGUGACGCCGUCAUGAUCUCCUGCGCCAAGGACGGAGUCAAGUUCUCCGCCUCAGGAGAGCUGGGCACAGGAAACGUCAAGCUGUCCCAGACCAGCAACGUAGACAAAGAGGACGAGGCAGUUACUAUUGAGAUGAAUGAACCCGUCCAGCUGAUCUUUGCCCUCAACUACUUGAACUUCUUCACCAAGGCGACGCCGCUGUCUAAGACGGUCACCCUCAGCAUGUCCGCCGAUAUCCCCCUCGUGGUGGAGUACAAGAUUGCUGAUAUGGGACACGUCAAAUACUACUUGGCACCCAAGAUCGACGAAGAAGCUUCCUAAGUUGUUUAAUAGGCAGAAUAGAGGAAAGCAGGCGACCGGGACGAGUCCUGAGUGAUCGGAGGGCUGAAUGGAUCUCAUGGUGGACGAUGAUCACUGCGUUUAUUUCCUGUCUUACGAGAGUCACAGCAGGAGGUUUUAUAAACUGUCGUCUGUCGGCCACACCAGUGAUGCCACCUGUGUGAUGAAGCUCCAGUGUUGUGACUUUUCAGGCCGUGUGGUCCAGCACUCACGCUCUCUAUUUCUGCCCGGUUUUGGGGAAACCGAUAUCAAUUGUCCCAUUCCUUCUUGUAGAUAACGCAUUUGUAAAUACUUCCUGUGGUUUCGUAUUGUCAGCCAACCCCAAAUGUUUUCGUAUUCAUUGAUUCAGUCCAAAAUAAAUGAUUCAAGUUGUUUCCAA
Molecule: messenger RNA, 1375 nt
Organism: Anarrhichthys ocellatus (wolf-eel)
Lineage: Eukaryota; Metazoa; Chordata; Actinopteri; Perciformes; Anarhichadidae
Gene: pcna
Product: proliferating cell nuclear antigen
Exons: 6
Coding region: 196-978 (260 amino acids)
Biological process (GO): mismatch repair; translesion synthesis; leading strand elongation
Cellular component (GO): PCNA complex
Molecular function (GO): DNA binding; DNA polymerase processivity factor activity
Source: RefSeq, a predicted model, not a curated record